UCUCCGCGCGACGGAAGCAGGAAGUGAAAGCGCAGCCUCGGAGCGAUGGAGCCCGAUUUCUUCAUCGGUCCCACGACCGGGGGGGGUUCGACCAUUGUGGGAGACUGGGAGGAGAGAGGAGUGGAUGAGGAUUACUGUGAAGGAGAGGACGAUGCAGAGGUUCAGCAGGAAUGCCUGCAGAAAUUCUCCAGUAAAGAUUACAUCAUGGAACCAGCAAUAUUCAACACAUUGAAGAGGUAUUUCCAGGCUGGAGGCUCUCCAGAGAGCGUAAUUCAGUUGUUAUCUGAAAAUUACAGUGCUGUCGCCCAGACAGUGAAUUUAUUGGCAGAAUGGCUCAUUCAGUCAGGAGUGGAACCUGUGCAAGUUCAAGAGACUGUGGAAAAUCACCUAAAGAGUUUAUUGAUAAAGUACUUUGACCCACGUAAAGCAGACUCCAUAUUUACAGAAGUAGGAGAGACACCGGCAUGGCUGGAGCAAAUGAUCGCGCACACAACAUGGAGAGACCUUUUCUAUAAGCUGGCAGAGGCCCAUCCCGAUUGUCUGAUGCUCAACUUCACUGUAAAGUUAAUUUCAGACGCUGGGUACCAAGGGGAAAUUACCAGCGUAUCCACAGCAUGCCAGCAGCUGGAAGUCUUUUCCAGAGUCCUCCGUACUUCGCUGGCCACCAUAUUGGAUGGAGGAGAGGAAAACCUGGAGAAAAACCUCCCUGAAUUUGCAAAGAUGGUUUGUCACGGUGAGCACACCUACCUGUUUGCCCAGGCCAUCAUGUCUAUUCUGGCUCAGGAGGAGCAGGGGGGCUCUGCCAUGCGACGAAUUGCUCAGGAGGUCCAGAGAUUUGCACAUGAAAAAGGCCAUGAUGCCAGUCAGAUAACGUUGGCGCUGGGCACUGCAGCAUCAUAUCCGCGUGCAUGCCAGGCACUGGGUGCAAUGCUGUCUAAAGGAGCCCUCAAUCCAGCUGAUAUCACGGUGUUGUUCAAAAUGUUUACAAGCAUGGAUUCCCCACCAGUUGAGCUGAUCCGUGUUCCUGCAUUCUUGGACCUCUUCAUGCAAUCACUCUUUAAACCGGGUGCUAAAAUUAACCAAGAUCACAAGCACAAAUACAUCCACAUUCUGGCAUACGCAGCCAGUGUCGUGGAAACCUGGAAGAAGAACAAGAGAGUGAAUAUUAACAAAGAUGAGUUGAAGUCGACAUCAAAAGCCAUAGAGACUGUGCAUAACCUGUGCUGCAACGAAAACAAAGGCGCUUCCGAACUGGUGGCCGAGCUCGGUACCCUGUAUCAGUGUAUCAGGUUUCCAGUGGUGGCUAUGGGAGUUCUGAAGUGGGUGGACUGGACCGUGUCUGAGCCCCGAUAUUUCCAACUUCAAACAGAUCAUACGCCUGUACACCUGGCUUUGCUUGAUGAGAUCAGUACCUGUCACCAGCUGCUUCACCCUCAGGUCCUGCAACUUCUCAUCAAACUCUUUGAGACGGAGCAUUCACAGCUGGAUGUCAUGGAGCAGCUAGAACUUAAGAAAACAUUACUGGACAGAAUGGUCCAUCUGCUUAGUCGUGGCUAUGUCCUGCCAGUGGUCACCUAUAUCCGCCGAUGCCUGGAGAAGUUGGACACUGAUAUCUCACUCAUCCGAUACUUUGUGACCGAGGUGCUUGAUGUCAUCGCUCCCCCCUACACCUCCGACUUUGUCCAACUUUUCCUCCCCAUCCUGGAAAACGAUAGUAUUGCUGGGACCAUCAAAACUGAAGGAGAACAUGACCCUGUGACGGAAUUUAUUGCUCACUGCAAGUCCAAGUUCAUCAUGAUUAACUAGCAAGUGGUUUGGGCGUCCGUUUCCACAUGAGUAUCUGGAAGACAUCAGAACGAGGAAGUUCCCAGGAGAUGGCGAGAUUUCUUGGGGAUUGCUGUUUUGUCUUCAUGGUUUUGUUGUUGUUGUUGUACAGACUUUUAGUUGAACUUUCUUAAUAAAACAUUAAAACUGUUUCAAA
Molecule: messenger RNA, 1981 nt
Organism: Pelobates fuscus (common spadefoot toad)
Lineage: Eukaryota; Metazoa; Chordata; Amphibia; Anura; Pelobatidae
Gene: NELFCD
Product: negative elongation factor complex member C/D
Exons: 15
Coding region: 46-1806 (586 amino acids)
Biological process (GO): negative regulation of transcription elongation by RNA polymerase II
Cellular component (GO): NELF complex; nucleus
Molecular function (GO): RNA binding
Source: RefSeq, a predicted model, not a curated record